AUUUGCAGUAGAGACGGAAGUAGAGCAUAUCACCGCUGAGGAUCCGGAACCACCGCUCUAUCUAUCUCUCUCUAAAAAGUGUUCGGUGUUUGAACUUUUGAACCCAAAUUUCGCACUCUACUUUGCAGUUACAACCUCUGCAACUCAAUUUUCACUCUCCAUUUCGCUAUUUUGCUUAACCUUUCACCUCAUCAUAGUAUUCCCCAAUUUCUUCAAAGGUAAGCAAAGUUUCCCCAAAUCCUCAAUUUAGGGUUUUUGAGAAUUUCAAUUUCUAGUAGUUUCUGCUCUUGAUUGAAUACAAUUAGCCUCUUUGUUCAACUUGCAUUGUUGUUUUGAAUCUUCAAUUUUCAAUUUUGAUUAAUUUUCAUGUUAUGGGUAAUGUUGAAAUCCCUAAUUGGCUUGAGGGGUUGCCACUGGCACCUGAAUUUCGACCAACUGAUACUGAAUUUUCUGACCCAAUUGCUUAUAUAUCAAAGAUUGAGCAGAAAGCUGGUAAAUUUGGGAUAUGUAAGAUUAUCCCACCAUUGCCCAAGCCUUCAAAAAAAUAUGUUUUUUCUAAUUUGAAUAAGUCCCUUUUGAAGCGGCCUGAAUUGGGGCCAGAUGGUAGUUCUUUAGGUGCUGGUAAUUCUUGGAAAAUGGGUUCCGGGGAUAGUGGUAAUGAUGGAGAGUCGCGGGCCUUGUUUACUACAAGGCAACAGGAAGUGGGACAAAAUGUCAAAAAAUCUAAAGGGGUAGUUCAGAAGUCAAUGGCAUGUGUCCAUAAGCAAGUCUGGCAAAGUGGAGAGGUUUAUACAAUUGAACAGUUUGAGUCUAAAUCGAAGACUUUUUCCAGAAGCGUUCUGGGUACGGCGAAGGAUGUUUCUCCAUUGGUUGUAGAGUCCAUGUUUUGGAAGGCAGCUUCAGAGAAGCCUAUUUAUGUGGAGUAUGCUAAUGACGUGCCUGGUUCGGCGUUUGGAGAAUCACAGGGUCAAUUUUAUCGUAGUCAUCGAAGGCAACGGAAAAGGACUGAUUAUAAGAGUAGGGUAGAUAGCUCUGUUUGUAAAGAAACUGAAAUGGGUGGUGUAAAUGAUACACACAAUAAUGAGUCUAACGGCAUUGCUUCCCCAAGUCAUGCAGAAUCGUGUUUAGAGACGUCUAAAUCAGCUAUGACUCUGUCAACAUCUACACCAAAUGAGGUGUCGCAGCCUUCUAAGGAGAUGAUUUCAGAUGCUGACAAUGACAUGCAAGGCACUGCUGGUUGGAAGCUUUCAAACAGUCCUUGGAAUUUGCAAGUUAUUCCUCGUGCUUCAGGCUCACUAACACGUUUCAUGCCAGAUGAUAUUCCUGGUGUUACUUCACCCAUGAUAUACAUUGGUAUGUUGUUUAGUUGGUUUGCCUGGCAUGUAGAGGAUCAUGAACUUCACAGCUUGAAUUUUCUUCACACUGGCUCAUCAAAGACUUGGUAUUCCAUUCCUGGAAAUUAUGCCUUUGCUUUUGAGGAAGUCAUCCGCACAGAGGGUUAUGGUGGUGAUGUUGAUCAAUUAGCUGCUUUGAAACUUUUGGGCGAGAAAACUACUCUUUUAUCACCUGAGGUAGUUGUUGCAUCUGGGAUUCCUUGUUGCAGGUUAGUACAGAAUCCUGGUGAAUUUGUUGUGACUUUUCCAAGAGCUUAUCAUGUAGGAUUCAGCCACGGUUUUAACUGUGGGGAAGCUGCUAACUUUGGGACUCCACAAUGGCUUGGCAUAGCUAAAGAAGCUGCAGUGCGUAGAGCUACAAUGAAUCAUCUUCCUAUGCUCUCCCAUCAGCAACUGCUUUACUUGCUGACCAUGUCUUUUAUUUCAAGCGUGCCCAGAACACUAUUACCUGGUGUGCGCAGUUCUCGUCUGAGAGACCGUCAGAAAGAAGAAAGAGAGAUUCUAGUAAAACAGGCUUUUAUAGAAGAUAUGCUGCACGAAAACAAGCUGCUAUCCAUUCUUCUUGGAAAAGAAGCUACUAAAGAAGUUGUUUUAUGGAAUGUUGAUUUACUACCAGAUUCUGGCAAAUAUCGCCAGUUGCCUGAUUUAGCUUCUACUUCUGGAACCUAUAUGGCGGACAUGUCAAAUGAUAAUAUUAGUUCUGCUGAUAAGAGUAGCCAUUGUCUGCUUGAUGAGAUGAGUUUGUACAUGGAGAAUCUGACCGAUUCAGAUGUUGGCUAUGAUGAUCUUCCAUGUCACUUCCAAACUGAUUCAGGAGCAUUGGUUUGUGUGGGUUGUGGAAUACUUGGUUUUCCGUUUAUGACAUUAAUACAACCAACUGAAAAAUUGAUAAUGGAACUUCCUGAUAAUCAUCUAGUUGAAGAUUCCUCUCUGAACUCUGUUGGCUCCUUUCAUAGUGCAGUCUCAAGGGAUCUUUCUGUUUCUGAACUUGCCUGUGCAAAGUAUUCGCCGGAUCAGUCAUUGAACGAGUGCAAUAAAUGUUGGAACACCUCCAGUACAUUUUUGAAGCCGCGGAUUUUCUGCUUGGAGCAUGCUGUUCAGGUUGUGGAGAUGUUGCAGAGCAAAGGUGGAGCCAAUGUGCUUAUAAUUUGCCAUUCAGACUAUCCGAAAAUAAAGGCACAUGCCAGGGCAGUUGCAGAAGAGAUACAGGGUGAUUUUGAUUAUAACGAGGUUCCAAUGGAUAUUGCAUCCCCAGAAAAUUUGGCUCUGAUAGAUCUGGCAAUUGAUGGUAAAGAACUUGAUGAAUGUGAAGAUUGGACAUCUAAACUAGGUCUUAAUCUGCGAUUUUGUGUCAAUAAUAUAAACAAAUCUCCAUGUAAACAAGUUCCUUUUACACUAGCAUUAGGGAUGCAGUUCUAUGAUAAACGUCCUGGUUUAUCUUUAAAUUGGCAUUCACAGAAAGCUCGAUCUAAAAGGUCAAAUCGUUUAGCUCAGUCUAAACCUGACGACAUUCAGAGAAAGAAGGAUGAUCAAUUGCAGGAAAGAAUUGAUGGCUCCACUGCUGAAAAGAAACUACUUCAGUAUUCAAGGAGAAAAUUCAAGCCAAAGCAAAGUUGUUUCUCUGUAGCAAUCACGGUCUGUGAAUGUGAAUCCCAUGAAAAAUCCAAAAAUGUGUCCGCUGUUUUGAGUGCGGAGCAUUAUAAAUGUGUUUCUAAAGAUGAGCUUGACACAGAUAAUUUCAGGAGCGAUUGUGCAUUGUCUCGUGGCUCUGCUUCUGCUGCAAUGUCUCCAUUGCAUAAUGAAAUCCAGAAUGCUGAAGCUCCCACUAGUAUGAGCUUGAAUACUAGUGUCUCGGAAAAAUGCAGCAAAGAGAACCAGAAUUGUCAGAACAAUAAAUAUUCUGGCUCACUUUCAAAUGGAAUUGACAAAAAUGUUGAUGUGUUUGGAAACAACCAAAUUACAGAAGCAAUUGCCAUUGGUAGCAAGUGUGAUAGCUUAGAUUUAGUUGGUGAAGGGUAUCAAGAACAGCAGUCUGCAUGCAAAAGCAACAGUGAAGCUGUUUUAUCUACUGCUUCAUUGGUAAACCAAACUGCUCUCGCUACUGUGGAUGGAAGUUUUGAAAGUCCAAUUAAUAACCAGGCCGAAGAAAGGGUUAGCAAUUCUAUGUCAUUGAAAGAGACAAUUGAGCGAGAAAGUAAGUCUUUGAAUGAAAUGGACAAGGAACCUCUAAAUGAUGAUAAAGAAAUAAGUGAACAUGCUCCUACUGCAGACAUUUGUGAAGUUCCAAGAGAGCUUUAUGCUUCUGCAAACUUCCAUAAUACAGUAGACUUGGAUGCAAUGCAGCAAGAACGACAAGUUGGAGAAAGUGGCGAACAGGAGAUAAUUCAGUCCACUCAUAUUUCCGCAAAACAAUUGUAUGAAUCUACAAGUGGGGAAUAUGCAGAGGGAUUGCACAAUGAAGUGAUUUUGGAGUCUUCAAAGCAGUGUCAGAUCCAAAAUGAGAAUAUAACUAUUGAGGAACAUGUAUCUAAUUAUGUUGCAAAAGGUGACAAUAGAAGUAUAACCAUAUCAGAAAUAAGUUGUUCUGAUGUUUCAGCAGAAACCUGUCCCGAAAAAGACUCAUGUAUUCAAUUUGUUUCGAAUACUGAAAAGGAAAUGGAAAUCCAACCCAUUCAUAGAGUUGAUGAGGAACUCUCUAUAUCAAUCCAGGAAUGUUCUCAAACCGAGAAAAAGACGUGUGGCAGAGAAAAUGUAAAUGGAAGUGAAGUUGAUUUGUCACAAGAUGAUGGGGAGCUGGAAAGCUGUGAGUUGACUACAGAAGUUCCCAGAUCAAAUGCUGGGAAGAAAAAAAGGAGGAAAAUGGAAGACACGGAAAAUAACCAAUUUGAUUGCUAUGACUUUAUAAGAAGUCCGUGUGAAAGGCUGAGGCCAAGAACUGGGAAGACUGCCACAGGCAAAAGUGUAGGAGACAACAGCCAAAAUGACGAGGAAAAUCGAGUAGCUAAAAGGACACGGAAACCUGCCGAAGCUUCAAUUCCUCGCAAGGAUAAAAAAUCCAAUGUUAAAAGGCCGCAUAAGUGCGACCUUGAUAAUUGCCGUAUGAGUUUCACCACCAAGGCAGAGUUACAGUUGCACAAACGUAACCUUUGCCCACAUGAAGGGUGCGGUAAGAAAUUCAGUUCCCACAAAUACGCAUUGAUUCACCAGCGCGUUCAUGAGGAUGAUAGGCCUUUUAAAUGCACAUGGAAAGGUUGUUCCAUGUCAUUCAAGUGGUCAUGGGCAAGGACAGAGCAUCUAAGGGUGCAUACUGGGGAGAAGCCUUAUCAAUGUAAGGUUGAGGGUUGCGGUCUUUCUUUCAGGUUCAUAUCAGAUUUUAGCAGGCACAGGCGGAAAACAGGACACUGUGUGAAAUCUCCUGCUUGAAAAUAUUCAUUCAUUUUGGAUUUUUUUGCCUAUAACAUGUGCAUAUGUCAUAUAGUAAGGCAAUAGCUUUCUGACCAUAAACAUUCUGGUUAGGUAGCUGUAAAGUUAGGACAGAAUGGUUGUAGAUGCUCAAUACCCAAUUCAUUUGGAAGUGGUUAGAAUUUUGGCAUUAUUAGAGGGUGCUGCAGCAUGUUGGUUGGUCAUAUCUCUACUGGUUUAUUUUUUUUUUCUGCUGAUUGCAUGUACUUAAAGGUAGUUCUUUUAAGUUUUAAGUCUUCAUUGGUAGCUGUUCAUUGUUGGUGCAUAACAAUAUUAACUUCAUUUGUUGAUUAUAAAGGGGGACAAGAAAGAUGAGAGUAAGAAACAAGGCAUGUGUUCUGAUUGUACUUUCUAUGAAUUCCUCUUACAUAGUCCUGUUUAUUGCGUACUGGUGUAACUCUAUUCUUAAGUUUAUUUGUAUUUUAA
Molecule: messenger RNA, 5282 nt
Organism: Medicago truncatula (barrel medic)
Lineage: Eukaryota; Viridiplantae; Streptophyta; Magnoliopsida; Fabales; Fabaceae
Product: probable lysine-specific demethylase ELF6
Exons: 7
Coding region: 372-4817 (1481 amino acids)
Biological process (GO): chromatin remodeling; regulation of gene expression
Cellular component (GO): chromatin; nucleus
Molecular function (GO): histone H3K4me/H3K4me2/H3K4me3 demethylase activity
Source: RefSeq, a predicted model, not a curated record